CGCCCUUUAAGGCCGCCCCGCCCCGCCGGGCCUCAAAAUGGCGGCGCGGCUGCUCAGCGCCCGCGCGCUGCUGCGGGGCGCCGCUCCCCGCGCCUUCUCCGCGCAGGCCAGUCCCCUGCAAACUGAACAGCAUGGCACGAAGCGCCCAGAGCCAUCUUCUGCUAAAAGCUUGGUUGAUAUAGGUACUCGGAGGAUCUUCUCUUCAGAUCAUGAUAUCUUCAGGGAGAGUGCCAGGAAGUUCUUUCAGGAAGAAGUGCUUCCUUUUCAUGCAGAAUGGGAGAAGGAUGGCCAGGUGAGCAGGGAGCUCUGGCAGAAGGCUGGACAACAGGGUUUGCUGGGUGUUGCUAUUGCUGAAAAACAUGGAGGCAUCGGGGCAGAUAUUCUCUCUUCAGCUGUGGUCUGGGAGGAGCAGAUGUAUGUUAACUGUACUGGCCCAGGAUUCAGCCUUCAUUCAGACAUAGUCAUGCCCUACAUUGCAAACUAUGGCUCUGAAGAACAGAUUAAACGCUUUAUCCCUGACAUGGUUGCAGGCAAGUGUAUUGGAGCUAUAGCCAUGACAGAACCCGGGGCUGGCAGUGACUUGCAGGGAAUACGAACACAUGCAAAAAAGGAUGGAAGUGACUGGAUUCUUAAUGGGAGUAAGGUGUUUAUCACUAAUGGCUGGAUGUGCGAUGUAGUGAUCGUGGUUGCGGUUACAAACAGGGAAGCCCCAUCUCCUGCUCAUGGGAUCAGCCUUUUUCUGGUGGAAAAUGGAACAAAAGGUUUCAUCAAAGGACGCAAGCUGAACAAAAUCGGCCUGAAAGCUCAAGACACAGCAGAGCUGUUUUUUGAAGAUGUGCGCUUGCCCGCCAGUGCCUUGCUUGGAAAAGAGAACAAAGGCUUCUAUUAUCUGAUGGCAGAGCUCCCUCAGGAAAGACUGCUGAUUGCUGAUAUGGCUCUUGCUGGUUGUGAAUUCAUGUUUGAAGAAACAAGGAAUUAUGUGAAGCAAAGAAAAGCAUUUGGGAAGACAGUUGCACACUUGCAGACAGUACAGCACAAGCUGGCAGAAAUGAAAACACAGAUUUGUGUGGGCCGAGCUUUCAUGGACAACUGUUUGCAGCUGCAUGCGGAGAAACGCCUGGACUCUGCCACCGCUUCCAUGGCCAAGUACUGGUGUUCUGAUCUCCAAAACAGCGUAGCUACUCAGUGUGUGCAACUGCACGGAGGAUGGGGGUACAUGUGGGAGUAUCCAAUUGCAAAAGCUUUUGUUGAUGCCCGUGUUAAGCCCAUCUAUGGUGGUACCAAUGAAAUAAUGAAGGAGCUUAUUGCUAGAGACAUUGUCAGUGACAAGUAGGGCAGAUGCUCACUACUUGGGAGAGGCUUUCAGAAUCUUUUGGUAUUCAUGUAUGGCAUAAAAUCAGAUGUGGGACUGAAAAUGUGGUAUAUUGUAUUCUUUCAUGAAAGUGAUAGGAUUUUAAAGCCAGUGGGCUUAUAUGCAGGAGAUCUAAUAUUUAAUGAACUGAUAUUUAAUGAACGUUGAAUUUAACGAUUUGGACAACACAGUAAUUCUCUGGGUUCCUAAAGCUGUGGUAGUGAAAGGCAAUUUUUUCUUUUUCCUGGAAGUUAAUGGGUGACUUGGUCUUCAAGCCCUGGUGCUGCUCUCUUCAGCCCCGCUCGUGCUUCCCACAGUCACAUCUCUGCUGCAGAGGAGCUGCGUCCUGAACAAAUAAACGUUAAACGUUAAUGUAACUCUGAAAUUUCAUUUCCACUCGAUGAAUGCCCCUGUAUGCAAGCAGAACCUGGAACUUUGGCUGCAGUUCUAGUUUCCUGGGGGGAAGGAGUGCAUCCCUGACCCCUGCCUUUGCAUGUAACCCCCCAUGCCUUAUCGCAAUUACUUUGUUCAAAUAAGUGUAAUAAAGCACUUCUAUGCA
Molecule: messenger RNA, 1910 nt
Organism: Apus apus (common swift)
Lineage: Eukaryota; Metazoa; Chordata; Aves; Apodiformes; Apodidae
Gene: ACADL
Product: acyl-CoA dehydrogenase long chain
Exons: 11
Coding region: 38-1333 (431 amino acids)
Biological process (GO): long-chain fatty acid catabolic process; carnitine metabolic process, CoA-linked; fatty acid beta-oxidation using acyl-CoA dehydrogenase
Cellular component (GO): mitochondrion
Molecular function (GO): flavin adenine dinucleotide binding; long-chain fatty acyl-CoA dehydrogenase activity
Source: RefSeq, a predicted model, not a curated record